Molecule: messenger RNA, 5127 nt
Organism: Zootoca vivipara (common lizard)
Lineage: Eukaryota; Metazoa; Chordata; Lepidosauria; Squamata; Lacertidae
Source: RefSeq, a predicted model, not a curated record
CCUGCUUCAGAUUUUGGAUGGAUUUGGGGAGUGGAGUGGAGCAGAACAGAAAUACAGUGGUAUCUCGGUUUACAAACACAAUUGGUUCCGGAAGUCUGUACUUAACCUGAAGCGAACCUUCCCAUUGAAAGUAAUGGAAAGUGGAUUAAUCUGUUCCAGACAGGUCCGCGGAGUACUUAAACUGAAAAUACUCAAACCGAGGUGUACUUGAACCGAGGUAUGACUGUAUACCUUCUGAAGAGCAAUGGGGGGGGGGAAUCCAAUACAUUUCACGUUUAAAGGUGAAUUUACCUAAUUUGCAGAAUUUGAAACAAGAUGUCCAUUGAAAUCCAUGCUUCUCUUAAUUUUGUUCUCCAGCCAAGUAAUGUGUACAUAAAUACAUAUACUAGUGUUAAGUGCACAUAUAAAUACAUAUAAUAGUGAAAAUAACAUACAAAAAUGCAUUUUAUUAGAAAAGGGAAGAGUGGAGCGCAAGGAGUUUUGAAUUAUUAUUAUUUUAAAAAUGCUUUGUGCAUCUGCAUCUAAUCUUGCCCCCUUCUAAAACUUAUUUAUUGGUGUGUUUUUCUUUUUGUAAAUCUACCAAAAAAUAGAAUAGAAUAGAAAAAAAUAAAAUCGGGAUUAAGUGGUGUUCUCAGGGCAGUGGAGGGUGUGUGUGCUGUAUCCCCUUGGUACAGUGGUGGAGGAAAUGCUCUGGGGUGUGUGUGACAAAAUUGUGGGGGUCAAGGCGGGUCAGUUGGAGGGGGUGAGAAAUGUCCCUAUUUUCAUCUGAGGAAUGCUGAAGGGUAUGAAUCAGUAUCUUUGUACUCUGUAAGGUUUCCUUCCGUGUAAAACGUCUGUUGUAGGUACCUUAUAAAAGUAGCCUUGAACACUGCUGGGUUUGGCAGCAAAUUCUCUAGCAAUUUCUUUUCCUCUGAAAAUAAAAAAUGAAACUCCUGACCUGCGUUGUUAACUGAACCCUUUCAGAGCAUUGCCUGGCUUCCGAUGAAUCCCAAGUUUUGUAGCAAAGAAAAAAAGCUUAAUAGCACUUCCUGUCAUCUAUAUUACUCAGUAAUAAUGGUUUGAUUAUAGUUAUUAAGCUGCUGACACCUGGGUAGUGUUAAUUUUCUUUUGUUAAACACCGAUGUGGAAAAACAACAACACUUUUUCAGCUGAAGGGAAUUAUUCAUCAAGAUUCAAGUGGAGCUGUGUCAUUAGGCCUACAUUUACAGCAAUGUAAUGUACAGUGGGACCUUGACUUAUGAGCUACUCGACAUCCGGCAUUUUCGACUUACGAGCUGAAAAAGUGGCUGCGCGCUUAUGAUUUUUCCGACAUCCGAACGGAAAACCCGUUCGCGGCUAGAUGCGGUUUCCUCGACUUACGAAUUUUUAGAUGCGGUUUCCUCGACUUACGAAUUUUUCCAUUUCCAAUGCAUUCCUAUGGGAAACCGCUUUUCCUAUGGGAAACUCGACUUACGAAGUUUUCGACCUACGAGUGUGCAUUCGGAACAGAUUAAAUUCGUAAGUCGAGGUCCCACUGUACUUUGAGGCCAGCUCACUGAUAGGAAUGAAAGCCACCCAUGUAGAGCUGGGAGAGUCUUUUGAUAAUUUGAAUUUCUGCUGGCUGUGGCUGGGGUCGCUGUGACAUUAGAGUGAUGAUACAAAUUUUGAGCUGGAAUUCCUCUUCCUCCCGCCACCACAGUAAUCACGUGGACUAGCAGCUUUUUGCAAGUUAUUAAAACAAAAAAGGGGGCAUGUGAUUCGCUUUUGUUUUCUCUUCUCUUUCUUUGAAAGGUGAUCACACUGCCCCUGGAAGUCCUGUUGACUUUAAUGGAAAUAUAUUGACAUUCUAGCCCCUUUCGCAACUUCUCUUCACAUGAAGUUGUCUUGGAAGAAGGGCGUGAAUAUGCCCACUGACCGCACUUCAUGCACAGAGCCAAGGGUCUGAAAAAGGGUGCUCCUCUGUGCAUACAAUCCUACAUAAGCAUCCAGGUUCGUGUGCUGGAUGUCACCAACAAAGAACAAAUUGAAAAACUGGCCAAGGAAGUGAUGAGAAUUGACGUUCUAUGUAAUAUUGCAGGAUUUGUCAGUACUGGGACCAUUUUGGAAUGUGAGGAAAAAGACUGGGACUUCACUAUGAAUGUCAACGUUCGCAGUAUGUAUCUGAUGAUCAAAACAUUCCUGCCUAAGAUGCUGGCGGAAAAAUCUGGUAAUAUUAUCAACAUGUCUUCUGUGGUAUCUAGUAUCAAAGGAGCUGUUAAGAGGUGUGUCUAUGGUACCUCAAAGGCAGCAGUUAUUGGACUUACCAAAUCCAUAGCUUCUGACUUCAUUGGGGAAGGAAUCAGAUGCAACUGUGUUUGUCCUGGCACUAUUGACACUCCUUCUCUGCAGGAGAGAAUCCAGGGCAGCUCUGAUCCAGAACAGGCACUGAAAGACUUUAUGGCCAGGCAAAAGAUAGGUAGGUUUGGGACAGCUGAAGAAGUAGCCCACCUGUUUGUAUACCUGGCUUCCGAUGAAUCAGCAUUCAUGACUGGCCGGGAGUGCAUCAUUGAUGGGGGCUGGAGCAUGUGACCUGGUGCCUGGAGAUUUCUGUUUGCAAAUGCUGAACUUCAGAGCUUGCAAUGGUUUUAAUGCCUAAAAUGAACAAUUUCAUCAACCGUCUAAUAGGUGCUAAUCCAGUCUUUCUCUACGCAAUGGAUCUAUAUUACAUUUUGUUUCUCAUUUAUCAUGACAUCGUCACUCCAGCUUUUGUGUCCACUUCAAUCAGAUGCAUGUAAUCCUAAAUUGCUAGGUGUGUGCACUCAUGAUGUGCACAUAGUGGGGUGGGGGAGGAUCCAGAGGAGUGAGCUCAGAGGCAAAUAAGGAGCAUAAAGAACAAACACUGCCAACUGCAUAAUGCAAAAAGUUUUAGUGAUGGCAACAAAAGCAUCCUGGCGUUAAUAACAUGAUUAAUACAAGAGAUAGAAUCAAAAACCCUCAUCUCAGUUCUAAGUCACAGAAUUUGAUUUCCGAAUCGAUUGCAAUUCAACAUUCUUAUGCUGGAGCUUCCUUUGAGGAACUAGGUGGCCCUUUCAAUUCCACAAUUACAUACUGUGCCUUUGUUCCAUAAUGGCUACACGCUAUUGCCUUAUAAGUGCCUAAUAAAGUUAAUUCCACUACCAAUUAAAUGUAGUUCUUUUCAGUUUCAUGCAUGUGUGGGUACAACCCUGCUUCCUCUUCUAGAACACAGAGAGCCAUCGGAAUUAAGGAAGGCUAUGGAAAGUGACGUGGGUGGCGCUGUGGGUUAAACCACAGAGCCUAGGGCUUGCCAAUCAGAAGGUCGGCGGUUCGAAUCCCUGUGACGGGGUGAGCUCCCGUUGCUCGUUCCCUGCAGAGGUACCGCUCCGGUGGGAAGGUAAACGGCGUUUCCGUGUGCUCCUCUGGUUUCGCCAGAAGUGGCUUAGUCAUGCUGGUCACAUGACCUGGAAGCUGUACGCUGGCUCCCUCGGCCAAUAAAGCGAGAUGAGCGCCACAACCCCAGAGUCGUCUGCGACUGGACUGGACUUACCUUUAUGGAAAGUGACGGCUAGGAACAGGCUUUUAAUAAUUGCCAGUUGGAAAUCAAAAGGAAGGCUUAAGUUGCUUGCAGUGUCUCUCUUUUCCCUUUUCCUCAAAAGAUACCACAGGCUUACCAUUUACUCAAACUGUAUUUCCCAUCUCACUGUUUGCUAGCUUGUGCCAGAAUUGUGCCCAGGAUUGGUGCAGGGUAAAAGAACUGGGUACAUCUGAUAAACAGUCGCCUUGCUUUAGCAGCAGACCUUAUACUUCAGAGAGGGGGGAGCGUCUUUUUACACAGGGCCACAUGUCCAUAUUUGGCAGAGGCAACAGUGGGAACAGCAGUGAUUGUAAAUUUCAGCUUUGUAUAGAAGGGUGGUUUCCACACGCACACAAACACACCUUUCCAUCAAAGGAAGCAAGAGGCAUUAUCAGUGCUGCAGGACACAUUCCAUCCAGGCAAAAAUACAUGAAGCAAGGCCAGUAGCAGGGGUGCCCUGGGGAGAACCUCACAGGCUAGAGAAGCUUGGAGGGGGCUGCAUUUGAACCCUGGGCCAGUGUAGAAGACUAUAUUUACCGAAGUGGAAGACCACUUCAGCUAUUAAUUUGUUCAACAUCUCAUAACAUGAAACUGUAGGAAGGGGUCCAUCCCAUUGCCACUCGACGAUGGAGCUUUUGUUUCCCAUGCUAUUCCUUUUCACAGAGCUUGCCAACAUUUCUCAACUGGCUUCUUACAAGCCAAUCUAUACCACGUUUGUCAAAUCAUUGCAAUCCUUUUCCAGACCUGCUUUGGGGGCAGUGGAACGCCACUGCAGCAUCAGUGUGGAUAGGCAAAGGUUUUUCAGAGCUCCUCUGACAUUUCAGUAAAUUAAUGUGACACAUUAAGGCUGCAGUGGAGGGGUGUGUGUGCCUGCUGUUUUAUUAAUGGACCGCUAUGUGUAAGAACAAAUAAACAUUAAAACAAAUGCAUCUUCCCUAGCAAGCAAAGCAAACCCUAAUACUCUAGGGCAGGCAUCCCCAAACUUCGGCCCUCCAGAUGUUUUGGACUACAAUUCCCAUCUUCCCCGACCACUGGUCCUGUUAGCUAGGGAUCAUGGGAGUUGUAGGCCAAAACAUCUGGAGGGCCGCAGUUUGGGGAUGCCUGCUCUAGGGUGAAAGGUUCUAACUUAACUUGCCUAAGAAGAGCUCAGGGGGCUCAGGUCACCUGGUCCAGCAUCCUGGUCUCACAGAGGCCAACCAGAUGCCCAUAGGAAACCCACAAGCAAGGCCUAAGUGCAAUACCACCACCCACUUGAUUCCCAGCAACUGGUAGAACCUACUUUGUGUGUACACACUAUACCAUAGGUCAGCAAUGUCCGGCCCAUGGGCCGCCCGUGAACCGAGCCACCUGCUCAGCAAGUCCCCCCCGCGCUGUGGUAAACUGGUGUGGCGUGGGGACUCGCCAAGCGACGCCGGAAAUGGCGCCUGCGCUGACGAUGGAAAUCGCAUCUGCGCAGCCGCAGAAGCGAUUUCCGGCACUGCGGACAUGCGCAGAAGCCAUUUCCGGUGUUCUGGACAUGGGCGGCACGUCACUGGAAAUCGCUUCUGCACAUGGGCGGCCCAUGUCCAGCCCACAGA